This is a messenger RNA of Sphaeroforma arctica JP610, 210 nucleotides long. RefSeq lists its product as hypothetical. The transcript has 3 exons. Bases 1 to 210 code for a protein of 69 amino acids. Lineage: Eukaryota; Ichthyosporea; Ichthyophonida. The record is from RefSeq and is a predicted model, not a curated record.
AUGGACAUUCAGGUCUCAUCAUACAUCGAUUUGGAUGCAGUAGCAGCUGAGCCUACCUCCAACCGACCGGUCUCAUCAUACAUCGAUUUGGAUGCAGUAGCAGCUGAGCCUACCUCCAAUAGACUGGUCUCAGCGUACAUCGACCUGGAUGCAGUAGCAGAUGAGCCUACCUCCAACCGACCGGUAAGUCCGAAUAUUAGUGACAUGUGA